CCGCAGUCACGUGUUUCUCCGCCUCAUUCUCGCGCAGUUUCUUCAGACAUCUCGCGGUAUUUCCCUGUCGGCGCAUUGUGUGUUGUCACCUCUCGCGACAUCCAUGGAUCUGCUGCUAUCGAGCCCGGAGCAGCGAAUGGCUGCCGCCGUCAUGUUGGGCGUGGACUCCAUAAAACUGGAAAAUGGACAGAGCACGUCAUCUAAGCUUGGGCUCCCCCCCCUCACCCCGGAGCAGCAGGAGGCGUUACAGAAGGCAAAGAAAUACGCCAUGGAACAAAGUAUCAAGAGCGUCUUAGUGAAACAAACCAUCGCCCAUCAGCACCAGCAGCUCACCAACCUUCAGAUGGCAGCAGUGACAAUGAGCUUUGGAGAUCCACUCUCACCUUUACAAUCGGUCGCUGCGCAGAGACAACGGGCUCUUGCCAUUAUGUGCCGUGUCUACGUGGGCUCCAUCUACUACGAGCUGGGAGAGGACACCAUCCGGCAGGCCUUCGCCCCGUUUGGACCAAUUAAAAGCAUAGACAUGUCCUGGAUGAAGCACAAGGUAAGGAAAAGUGUAAGGCCGAUAUCUGGCUUCGCCUUUGUGGAGUACGAGGUCCCAGAAGCUGCACAGCUGGCCCUGGAGCAGAUGAACUCUGUCAUGUUGGGUGGAAGAAACAUAAAGGUGGGCAGACCCAGUAACAUCGGUCAGGCACAGCCAAUCAUUGACCAGCUUGCAGAGGAGGCGCGUUCCUUUAACAGAAUCUACGUUGCGUCCGUCCACCAGGACUUAUCGGAUGACGACAUUAAGAGUGUGUUUGAGGCUUUUGGAAAGAUCAAGUCAUGUAUGUUAGCCCGAGACCCCACCACCGGAAAACACAAAGGUUAUGGCUUUAUAGAGUAUGAGAAGGCCCAGUCCUCCCAGGAUGCAGUUUCCUCCAUGAACUUGUUUGAUUUGGGUGGUCAGUAUCUUCGAGUAGGAAAAGCCGUAACGCCGCCCAUGCCCCUCCUCACGCCAGCCACACCUGGGGGUCUGCCUCCUGCCGCUGCUGUCGCCGCCGCUGCUGCCACCGCCAAGAUCACAGCACAGGAAGCUGUAGCCGGAGCGGCGGUCCUUGGCACGCUGACCAGUCCUGGACUUGUCUCACCAGCACUAACCCUUGCUCAGCCGCUGGGGGCGUUACCGCAGGCUGUCAUGGCGGCACAAGCCCCUGGUGUUAUUACAGGUGUGACCCCAGUGCGGCCUACUCUCCCGGUGACCAUACCACAAGUGGGGCUGGUUAACCCCAUCCUCUCCAGCCCCCCGGCUUUGGCGCAGAUGGAGGUGAAGAAAGAGAAGGAGGAGGAGGAGUUGGCCCCGGAGUUUGAGCGGCCGGAGAUGCUGAGCGAGCAGGAGCACAUGAGCAUCUCCGGGAGCAGCGCCCGUCACAUGGUCAUGCAGAAGCUGAUGCGCAAACAGGAGUCCACAGUCAUGGUUCUACGUAACAUGGUGGAUCCGAGAGACAUUGAUGAUGACUUGGAGGGGGAGGUGACGGAAGAAUGCGGCAAGUUUGGCGCCGUGAACCGGGUGAUCAUCUACCAGGAGAAGCAGGGCGAGGAGGAAGACGCGGAAAUCAUAGUAAAAAUAUUUGUGGAGUUCUCCAUGGCCAGCGAGACGCACAAAGCCAUCCAAGCGCUGAACGGCCGCUGGUUCGCCGGACGGAAAGUGGUGGCGGAAGUUUAUGACCAGGAAAGGUUCGAUAACAGCGAUCUAUCGGCGUGAGCCCCGGACUAUAACCCCCAUCCUCCCUCAUUGUCCUCGUACUGUUUUAUUUUUUAACUGUGGAUUUGUCCUCAUUCUGCCAUGUAGGAUUCUGGGUAAUAAAUCGUCUGCUUUUUUUUUUUUUUUUAAUCUGU
Molecule: messenger RNA, 1875 nt
Organism: Hyla sarda
Lineage: Eukaryota; Metazoa; Chordata; Amphibia; Anura; Hylidae
Gene: PUF60
Product: poly(U) binding splicing factor 60
Exons: 11
Coding region: 104-1741 (545 amino acids)
Biological process (GO): regulation of alternative mRNA splicing, via spliceosome; alternative mRNA splicing, via spliceosome; mRNA splice site recognition
Cellular component (GO): catalytic step 2 spliceosome; precatalytic spliceosome
Molecular function (GO): RNA binding
Source: RefSeq, a predicted model, not a curated record